Chara braunii is the source of this 1642-nucleotide messenger RNA. NCBI's taxonomy places the organism in Eukaryota, Viridiplantae, Streptophyta, Charophyceae, Charales, Characeae. The record is from the annotation of a GenBank genome assembly.
GAACUAUUCCUUUCAGUUCCGCCCGAGGGUCAGUUGGUUCGAGGACUGCGGCUUUCGUAGACGCCCAACCUGUGUGCGAGGGUGAUGAUGUUCCGUACGAUUUCGUACUUUCUCAAGCCACGAUUGAGGAGUUCGAACGGGAACGAUGAAUUUAUGAGAGAUCGUGAGUUCGACGUCGACGACGGUGACGUGGUGGAAAGGACCUUUGUGCCGCCUCACUCCUCGUCGCUCGGUAGACAAGGGAAAAGGAGAAACACUUACCGCACACGCAAAAGAGGAUCGAACGAGUCAGAUGCCACGUACGAACGUAGGUGCAGCCUCGAGGGAUGUGAGGCCGUGUUGAAGAAGACAUGUUGCAAGUCUUAUGGGUGUCUCUCACGAAUGAAACCAGCGGACGUCCAAAAGUGCAGACGUGAGUUCAGAUCGGUUCGAGGGAAGGAUAAGCAAAGGUGGUGGAUAUCGAAGCUUCGUAGCUUCACGGCACUCCGACAAAAGAAGCCCGAGGUCAAGCCUAUUGUAGAAAUGCAUCCGGUGUGCGUUACCGCAUGGUGUCUGAUAUUGGGUUGUGGUCGGAACACUUACAAAAGGCACAACGAUGACCUCAACGAUGGAACGGUCGAUGCACGGCAUGGCAAUGAUGGUCGCCCUCGGACAACUGCAGAAUAUGCGCUGACAUGGUCUGCUUUUGAUGACAUUAUCCUGAACGAGUCUGACCCUAUGCCAGAUCAGACGGAGACGGGACCGGAUCUCGAUAUUAGGAAACGUGUUCGUCUCCCUUCGAUGUAUGGUACAAAGAAAGAUGUUCAUAGAAGCAUCGUCCAUAGGUUAGAGAAACUUGGUGUGCAUAACGUUGAGGCUGCAGGCCCUCGCCGGCUGCUGGGCCCCGUACAAGUUUCUCUCGGCGCCGUGAAGAUCAGGAAGGUGACCGUUGCUGGGUCUGGAUGUCCACAUGAGACACCGUUAGUCAGCAUCUCUGCCGAUAACCAGGCCGUCACCAUUCCAUUUUUGGAGUACCAGGUGGUCGUUCCAGCGGCACUGAAGGACCGUCAGAAGUCGUGCACCAUCAGCAUCGACCUCGAUUAUCCUGCUGGCUGGACGUACGUGGCCAGCAAGUGGACCUACCAGGGAUGGGUGGAGCUGCAGAAGGGUCUGGUCGCUUAUCAAUCCGCCAAGUACUACUACCAAGGAGGACAGCCGGCUUGCGAGCGCAUUGCCAAGUGGGAUGCUCUGGAGAAGCCCAUCGCUGGCAGGUCGUACACCAUUCAGGAGGUUUGUCCGGAGGGCAUCUCGUUCAGCCCUUGCGGAGAAGUUCGGGGCCUGAACAUCUUGACCAGGAUGUGGAUCGACAACAAGAAGAACUACAAUGCUGAGGGUGUGAUUAAAGCAGAGGUCGUCGACGGCGAAGUGAAGUCCUGGAACUUGUUUGUCUGCCACCUGUACUGGCAAUGGUGUCACUGAGGAAGAGAGUUGAGGAGUACUUAGAGCAGUUGGAGCCAUGAUCUAUGCUCCAGUCUCUCCUGCUCGGACGCUACCCGGUCGAGUUCUUAUGAUCGUUUGGAGGCGAAACUUAUGGCUGGACGGGUGUUAGUCUUGUCUGGAAAAGAGAGAGAGAGAGAGAGAGAGAGAGAGAGAGAGAGAGAGA